Molecule: messenger RNA, 1542 nt
Organism: Penicillium daleae
Lineage: Eukaryota; Fungi; Ascomycota; Eurotiomycetes; Eurotiales; Aspergillaceae
Product: glycoside hydrolase family 47 protein
Exons: 1
Coding region: 1-1542 (513 amino acids)
Biological process (GO): N-glycan processing; carbohydrate metabolic process
Cellular component (GO): endoplasmic reticulum; Golgi membrane
Molecular function (GO): calcium ion binding; mannosyl-oligosaccharide 1,2-alpha-mannosidase activity
Source: RefSeq, a predicted model, not a curated record
AUGGUAUCAAACAGCCCGGCAGUCGGCUGUGAAGCAGGCAUUCUGGCGGUGUUGGAAGUCUAUAAGUCAAAGGCAUGGCAAGCAGACGAGCUCGCGCCCAUUAGUGGCACGCCGCGUAAUGGACUUGGAGGCUGGGGUACAACAAUAUUCGACAAUCUCGAUACACUGUGGAUCAUGGGCAUGAAGGAUGAGUUUGAAAAUGCAGCUACAGCCGUCUCGCAGAUGAGCCUCGCGGACACUUCCUCUCCAGAUAUCAAUACCCACGAGGUCAAUGUGCACCACCUUGGCGGUCUAUUGGCAGCAUAUGACCUAAGUUCUGAUCCCAGGUUACUGCAAAAGGCGAUCGAGGUCGGUGAUAUGCUUUAUGCUGCCUUUGAUACCCCCAACCGCAUGCCUAUCAUACAUUGGGAUCUUCACAGAGCCGCGCGCCAAGAGGAGCAAAUCGCCGAAGAAGUAGCAUCAGCCUCAGGACUCGGAUCCUUUGUCCUGGAAUUCACACGCUUAACCCAGAUCACAGGAGACCAGAAGUAUUUCGAUGCAGCGCAGCGCGUGAUGGCGACACUUAGGCAGCAGCAGGACUCUACCAAAUUGGCCGGCAUGUGGCCCGUUGUAUUCAAUGCCCGAACAGAAAAUUUCGAUGGGGACCUCUUCACAAUGGGAGCGGAAGUUGACUGUCUGUAUAAGUCUUUGCCGAAGGCAUAUGCAUUGCUAGGCGGCCAAGAACCCAUGUAUCACAAGAUUUACGAGAAAUUUACACGCACAGCUGCAGGUCACAGCUUAUUUCGACCCAUGAAUGCUGAAGGGAAGGAUGUCCUGGUACCUGGCUCAGUGCGAGUCAUGAUGACCGAGAACGGCAAGUUACGCACGCACCUGGAAUCCCAAGUUCAUACUCGAGCGUGCUCUGCAGGAGGCAUGUUUGCGAUGGGUGCUGCGCUCUUCAAUAUCCCAAUCCAUCAACAGAUUGCCCACAAAUUAGUGGACGGGUGUGUAUGGGCCCACAAAGCUAUGGCUCUGGGUGUGAUGCCUGAAGUGUAUGAAACCAUCCCAUGCGCGUCGCAAAAAAACUGCCUGUGGAAUGAGUGGCAUUGGAAGCAAGAAGUCUACAAAUGGACAAUGAACCAACCAGACCCAAAUCCUAGCUUGGAUGUUGAGAAGUACGUUCGGGAACAUCAUAUCGCCAAGGGAUUUAUUUCCAUCCCCAACACUCGCUAUAAUCUACGACCGGAGACAAUCGAGAGUAUUUUUGUUCUUUACCGAGUCACCGGCCGGGAAGACCUUCUUGAUAUUGCAUGGGAACUGUUCGAGAAAAUCCAGAAUGUCACCAAGACUUCCGAUGCCAACGCAGCUCUCGCAGAUGUCACCACGAAUGGUGAACCAGUUCACAAUGACUCUAUGAAGAGCUAUUGGAUGGCUCAUACCCUCAAGUACUUCUACCUCAUCUUCGGUCCACCCGACGAGUUGAGCUUAGACGAGUACGUAUUCAACUCUGGUGGACAUCCACUAAAGAUCCCCGAACGUACGGAGGCAGGCUUAGAAUUCUAG